Bombina bombina (fire-bellied toad) is the source of this 3524-nucleotide messenger RNA. Its product is annotated as protein argonaute-3. The record is from RefSeq and is a predicted model, not a curated record. The transcript has 20 exons. Lineage: Eukaryota; Metazoa; Chordata; Amphibia; Anura; Bombinatoridae. The coding region runs from base 1 to 2688 and encodes 895 amino acids. Gene Ontology annotation, molecular function: protein binding; RNA binding. Gene Ontology annotation, biological process: regulatory ncRNA-mediated gene silencing; regulation of stem cell proliferation.
AUGUCCAGUAGCAAGGUGCCUAUAGGUUUCAAGUAUUUUGUACGCUCCUCUGUAUCUGAAAUGCUGGCAACUAUGCCUCCUUCAAGCAAGCAUAAAAGAAUAAUUUUGUUUUUCUCAUUUGCAGGACCCGUGGGGGCUCAGCCCUGCUUCAUGGUGCCCAGACGGCCUGGCUAUGGCACCAUGGGGAAGCCCAUCAAACUGCUGGCCAACUGCUUCCAAGUGGAAAUCCCAAAGAUUGACGUCUACCUCUAUGAGGUAGAUAUUAAACCAGAUAAAUGCCCCCGACGAGUAAACAGGGAAGUUGUCGAUUCCAUGGUCCAGCAUUUCAAAGUCACCAUAUUUGGGGACCGCAGACCGGUGUAUGAUGGAAAAAGGAGCCUUUACACUGCCAAUCCUCUACCGGUAGCAUCUACUGGGGUGGAUUUGGAUGUAACAUUACCAGGAGAAGGUGGGAAAGACCGUCCUUUUAAAGUAUCAAUCAAGUUUGUUUCUCGGAUAAGCUGGCAUUUGCUUCACGAAGUGCUGACUGGUCGGUCUCUUCCUGAACCUCUUGAACUGGACAAGCCAAUUAGUACAAACCCUGUUCAUGCAGUUGAUGUAGUGCUAAGACACCUACCCUCCAUGAAGUACACUCCUGUAGGACGUUCUUUCUUCUCAGCUCCUGAAGGAUAUGACCACCCUUUGGGAGGGGGAAGAGAAGUCUGGUUUGGAUUUCACCAAUCUGUCCGGCCUGCCAUGUGGAAAAUGAUGCUAAAUAUUGACGUUUCUGCCACUGCCUUCUACAAAGCACAACCCGUUAUCCAGUUCAUGUGUGAAGUCUUGGAUAUUCAUAACAUUGAUGAACAACCGAGACCUCUGACCGAUUCUCACCGGGUAAAAUUCACCAAAGAGAUAAAGGGUCUGAAAGUUGAAGUGACUCAUUGUGGAACAAUGAGAAGAAAAUACCGUGUUUGUAAUGUGACAAGGAGGCCUGCCAGCCAUCAAACUUUUCCUCUUCAGUUGGAGAAUGGGCAGACUGUGGAAAGGACGGUUGCUCAGUACUUCAGGGAGAAGUACAACCUUCAGCUGAAGUAUCCUCAUUUACCCUGUCUACAAGUUGGACAGGAGCAGAAACACACAUACCUGCCUCUAGAAGUUUGUAAUAUUGUGGCCGGCCAGCGAUGCAUAAAGAAGCUGACUGACAAUCAGACCUCCACUAUGAUCAAAGCUACAGCCAGGUCUGCCCCGGACAGGCAAGAAGAGAUCAGCAGGCUGGUCCGAAGUGCAAAUUAUGAUGCUGACCCCUUUGUCCAAGAGUUCCAGUUUAAAGUUCGCGAUGAGAUGGCUCACGUGACCGGCAGAGUACUACCGGCUCCAAUGUUACAGUAUGGAGGACGAAAUCGGACCGUGGCAACGCCAAGCCAUGGUGUUUGGGACAUGCGAGGAAAGCAGUUUCACACAGGGGUAGAAAUCAAAAUGUGGGCCAUCGCAUGUUUUGCAACACAGAGACAAUGCAGAGAAGAGAUCUUGAAGGGAUUCACAGACCAGCUGAGAAAGAUCUCAAAGGAUGCUGGGAUGCCUAUACAGGGCCAGCCAUGUUUCUGUAAAUACGCGCAGGGCGCCGACAGCGUGGAACCCAUGUUCAGACACCUCAAAAACACUUACUCUGGGCUUCAGCUCAUUAUAGUCAUCCUGCCAGGAAAAACUCCAGUAUACGCUGAAGUAAAGCGUGUUGGGGACACUUUGCUGGGGAUGGCUACUCAGUGCGUUCAAGUAAAGAAUGUAAUUAAAACAUCUCCUCAGACCCUCUCAAACCUGUGCCUAAAGAUUAAUGUCAAACUGGGAGGGAUCAACAAUAUCCUUGUUCCACAUCAACGACCGUCUGUAUUUCAACAGCCUGUUAUCUUCUUGGGAGCAGACGUCACUCAUCCACCCGCUGGGGAUGGCAAAAAACCCUCAAUUGCUGCUGUUGUAGGCAGUAUGGAUGCCCACCCAAGCCGCUACUGUGCUACUGUAAGGGUACAACGACCUCGGCAGGAGAUCAUCCACGAUCUGGCGUCUAUGGUGAGAGAACUUCUCAUCCAGUUCUACAAGUCCACUCGAUUUAAACCAACACGUAUCAUCUUUUAUCGAGAUGGCGUCUCCGAGGGACAAUUCAGACAGGUGUUAUAUUAUGAGCUGCUAGCAAUCAGAGAAGCCUGUAUUAGUCUGGAAAAAGACUAUCAGCCUGGAAUCACCUACAUUGUUGUGCAGAAACGCCACCAUACAAGGCUGUUUUGUGCUGACAGAACUGAAAGGGUUGGAAGAAGUGGAAAUAUUCCUGCUGGGACUACAGUGGACACAGAUAUCACACACCCAUAUGAAUUUGAUUUUUACCUCUGCAGCCACGCUGGAAUACAGGGUACCAGCAGGCCCUCUCACUAUCAUGUUUUGUGGGAUGAUAACUGUUUCACUGCUGAUGAACUCCAACUGCUGACCUACCAGCUGUGCCACACUUAUGUGCGCUGCACACGCUCUGUCUCCAUUCCUGCGCCAGCCUAUUAUGCCCAUCUUGUGGCAUUCAGAGCCAGGUACCAUCUGGUGGAUAAGGAGCAUGACAGUGCCGAAGGAAGCCACGUUUCCGGACAAAGCAACGGCCGGGACCCACAAGCCCUUGCCAAGGCUGUGCAGAUUCACCAGGACACCUUACGCACCAUGUACUUCGCGUGAGAGCAGCCACGCCCCACAAAACACGCAAAGGUUUGACUUACUGCAAGAAAAACCCAAGGAUCUGCUGCGCGGGUUUCCUGGGAGUUAAAGGGGUGAAUCAGGUUCACAAGCACCCCAGCCUACCACUUCCCCGCGUCCCCCCUCCUGGCUCACACUGAAGCCCAUGCACAGUGAUUGAGGGGAGAGCUAGUCCUGGGAAUGGAAGAUCUUUGAGGAACACCGCACUAUUAUGCAAUAUGAAACCAGCCAACUGCUAGAUCAUUGUAAUGGAGCCUCCACUUGGAUGCACUGCAUUUGUUUUAUCUUUCUUUAUUUUACUUUUAAAUAUUGUAUCCCUUUUAUGCCUUUACCUCAAAUUGCUCUGCAGCAUUAGCUGUCUUUGCAAAAAUAAUAAUAAUAAUGAAAUACAUAGAUAUAUAAAUAUAUAUAAUUACAUAUGUAUUCAAUAUUGGAAGAGACCAUAACAAAAUAGCGGUGUAUAUGAAUAUGUUUUAAUACAUAUACUCACAAAGGCUGCAUUUAGUAAGCAGAUGAUACAGACCACAUGUGGUACAGUAGUGUGGCAAAGUCUGCUAAAUUCCUUAUUAAAUGCAGUUAUUAUAUUGCCCAAUUCAAGGGGUUUCAGGGAGGUUAAUAUAAGGGUAUCAGUUCCGCUUGCCUUUAACCUCUUAACCCCUUUGUUGCCGUAGGAACAACAUGCAAUACUCUGGCAACACAGGGGUUAACUUUAGACGCAGUCCAUCUUGUAUAUGUCAUAAUAUGUGUACGUAUAAUAUACACAUAGUUGUGAGUGUGGUAUAGAAAUGAAACACAAGAUGAUGUGCAAAAAAACUAAU